This is a messenger RNA of Fibroporia radiculosa, 570 nucleotides long. RefSeq lists its product as uncharacterized. NCBI's taxonomy places the organism in Eukaryota, Fungi, Basidiomycota, Agaricomycetes, Polyporales, Fibroporiaceae. The transcript is spliced from 2 exons. The record is from RefSeq and is a predicted model, not a curated record. Bases 1 to 570 code for a protein of 189 amino acids.
AUGAAUGCUGUCAAAGCUGAGUAUGAGGCUGCCAGGCGUCCCGGCUGGCCGCUGACGGCACUUGCAAUCACCACGGACGCGAACGACGCCACAGGCAUUGCAGACAUUGUCGCGCUCACUUGCGCGACAUUUGGCCGACUGGAUGUCGUGGUGAACAAUGCGGGAUACAUGGAGUCAUUCCGCUCGAUUGCCGAGUCUGACCCCGAGGAGUGGUGGAAAAUCUGGACGGUGAUCAUGCGUGGGACCUACAAAGUAACACGGGGGUGCCUCCCGCUAUUGCUCGAGCGUGGUGGGGACAGGACAAUUAAAAUGACGAGCAUCGGCGGGCACGAUGUCUCAGCGCAGACCACAAAGUUCGCAAUCAUGCCCUUUACGGAGCUCAUAAUGGCGGAGAAUGCGGAGAAGGGAAUCCUCGCAUAUCCCGUGCACCCUGGUGCCAUUCCGAUGGAAAUGUCUGCGAUAAUGCCUCAAAAGAUGAUACAUGUCCUAGUUGAUACGCUUGAGGUUGCGUCGCAUGCCAUUGUGUGGGUCGUGGGCGAGCGGAAAACCGAGCUGUCUCAUUGUGUUUAG